Salvia hispanica is the source of this 1413-nucleotide messenger RNA. RefSeq names its product (-)-isopiperitenone reductase-like. NCBI's taxonomy places the organism in Eukaryota, Viridiplantae, Streptophyta, Magnoliopsida, Lamiales, Lamiaceae. The record is from RefSeq and is a predicted model, not a curated record. Gene Ontology annotation, cellular component: membrane.
UGAUAACACAAAAAGAAAUUUAAAAAUGAAAAUGGUGGUGAAAUGCCAUUCAUGGCAUUGAGGGUAUUUUUGUCUAGAAAAAGUUUAAAACAAUGAAAAUGUAGCGCAGACGAUAUUAAUCGAAGUUAAUGGACCUCGAAAAAUAUUUUUCAGAUGUUACAGACCAAAAUUAAUAUUCCCUAUUUUUUUUUUCCGAAGUUUGUGUGUGUUCACGGUUCAAGAACACAAACAUAGUUUAGUCUAUUACUAUAUAGGUCCCUAGAUAAUAUAGGUUCCCACUGUACUUGUGAGUUUUUGCGAGCUAUGCCUAAUCUCGUGAAUGGAGUCAGCCUCACCCAUUUCCUUUAACUACAUGUGUUGGUCCACAUAGCAAAAAACAAAAUAUCAAUCUCAGUAUCAAUGGCGGAGGCAGGUAGCAGGUAUGCAUUAGUCACCGGUGGGAACAAAGGAAUCGGUUUGGAGAUCUGUAAGCAGUUAGCUUCCAAAGGAAUUACUGUGAUAUUAACUUCAAGGGAUGAGAAGAGAGGCAUUGAAGCAGUGCAAUCCCUCAAGGACUCUGGCCUCUCUGAUUAUGUGGUUUUUCAACAACUCAAUGUUGUCGAUUCUGCAAGCAUCGCUGCUGCUGCCCAAUUCCUCACCACAAAAUAUGGGAGGCUUGACAUUCUGGUGAACAAUGCAGGCGUAUCAGGAGUGGAGGGAGAUGUUUCAAGUCUUCAAGAGGCGAUAGAAGCAAUGGCUGCUGCUGUCUUUGCUACCUCAAAGGCUGAGACGCCGCCGCUGCAGCUGAAAGCAAGUGGAACCAUGAUCCAGACAUACGAGGCUGCAGAAGAGGUCAUGCAAGCAAACUUCUACGGUGUAAAGAGAGUGACAGAAGCCUUUAUUCCUCUCCUCCAACUAUCUGAUUCACCAACUAUUGUCAAUGUCUCCUCCUUAAGUGGCCACCUUAACUUCUUGCGGAACGAGCGUGCAAAAGCUGUGUUGAGCAACGAGGCGGGGCUGACAGAAGAGAGCAUUGAUGAGGUGGUGCGAGAAUUCCUCAUUGAUUUCAAAGAGGGGAGAUUGGAGGAGAACAAGUGGCUGAUUGAUGGUGUGGCGUAUCAACUCUCUAAAGCAACAUUGAAUGCGUACACUAAAGUGUUGGCUAAGAAGCACACUGAUUUCAUCAUCAACAGCCUCUGUCCUGGCUUUGCAAGAACGGAUAUGACUAGCAAUCGCGGCGCCAUCAGCGCCGAGGAUGCUGCUCAGAGGGUGGUUAAGGUGGCGCUGCUGCCUCGUGGAGGGCCGUCGGGCGCCUUCUUUUAUGACAAGGAUGCGUAUGGUGUUGCUACUUGAUGAAUAGUGUCUGUGCGUGGAAGACUUGGCAUCACCAUUAUAAUAAAGCUCCCUAUAAUAAAAACUACUAUUACAAGCUUA